Molecule: messenger RNA, 3219 nt
Organism: Dama dama (fallow deer)
Lineage: Eukaryota; Metazoa; Chordata; Mammalia; Artiodactyla; Cervidae
Gene: ANKFN1
Product: ankyrin repeat and fibronectin type III domain containing 1
Exons: 17
Coding region: 16-3219 (1067 amino acids)
Biological process (GO): establishment of mitotic spindle orientation; regulation of establishment of bipolar cell polarity
Cellular component (GO): spindle
Molecular function (GO): protein binding
Source: RefSeq, a predicted model, not a curated record
AACUGUCGUGUGAAAAUGACCCAACAAAUGCAGAAUUUACAUCUUUCUCAGUCAAAAAAGCAUAGCGCCCCUUCGUCUCCCAAUGCUGCCAAACGCCUGUACCGGAACCUCUCAGAGAAGCUGAAAGGCAGCCACUCUUCAUUUGAUGAGGCAUAUUUUAGGACAAGAACUGACCGGCUGAGUCUCAGAAAGACUUCGGUGAACUUCCAGGGCAAUGAAGCCAUGUUUGAAGCAGUUGAACAGCAAGACAUAGACGCCGUGCAGAUCCUCCUGUAUCAGUACACACCAGAGGAACUAGAUCUCAACACACCUAACAGUGAGGGGUUGACACCUCUGGAUAUUGCCAUCAUGACCAACAAUGCACCCAUUGCUAGGAUUCUUCUGAAGACAGGGGCCCGAGAAAGUCCACACUUUGUCAGUCUGGAAAGUCGAUCUAUGCACCUCGAUACACUGGUGCAGGAAGCCCAGGAAAGGGUGAGUGAACUGUCUGCUCAGGUGGAGAAUGAAGGAUUCAGUCUGGACAACACAGAGAAAGAGAAACAGCUGAAAGCUUGGGAGUGGAGGUACCGACUCUACAAGCGCAUGAAAACAGGCUUUGAACAUGCCAGAGCCCCCGAAGUGCCAACCAGUGCUUGUCUCGUGGUAACCAGCAGCACGUCACUCACUGUCAGCUUUCAAGAGCCUCUUAGUGUCAACGCAGCUGUAGUAACCAGAUAUAAAGUGGAAUGGAGCAUGUCUAAAGACUUUUGUCCUUUGGCUGGAGAAAUCAUCAUGGAAAACCUGCAGACCCUGAAAUACACAAUCACAGGACUUACAACGGGCCAACAGUACUUUGUUCAAGUGUCGGCUUAUAACAUGAAAGGAUGGGGACCUGCUCAGACCACGACUCCAGCAUGCGCUUCUCCUUCUAACUGGAAAGACUAUGACGACAGAGCGCCCAGACACAAGGGACAGAGUGAAGUUUUGGAAGGUCUGCUGCAGCAGGUCCGAGCCCUUCAUCAGCAUUAUAGUUGCCGGGAAAGUUCAAAAGUGCAAACCUCGGGCCGCAAGCCGUCAGUCUCCAGGAGCCUGAAACACCUAUUCCAUUCCUCAAACAAGUUUGUGAAGACCUUGAAACGGGGACUCUACAUAGCUGUUAUAUUUUAUUACAAAGACAAUAUGUUAGUCAGCAAUGAAGAUCAAAUACCGAUUGUUGAAAUAGAUGACUCUCACCCGAGUUCCAUUACACAAGAUUUUCUGUGGUUCACAAAGCUGUCUUGUAUGUGGGAAGAUAUAAGGUGGUUGAGGCAAAGCGUACCUAUCUCCAUGUCCUCGUCCACAGUACUACAAACUCGGCAGAAGAUGCUUGCAGCCACAGCCCAGCUACAGAAUUUACUUGGGACACACAACUUGGGAAGAGUUUACUAUGAACCCGUUAAAGAUCGGCAUGGAAACAUCCUCAUAGUCACCAUCAGAGAAGUGGAGAUGCUCUAUUCAUUUUUCAAUGGAAAAUGGAUGCAGAUCUCAAAACUGCAAAGCCAGAGGAAGUCUCUCUCAACACCUGAGGAGCCAACAGCCUUAGACAUUUUACUGAUAACCAUCCAGGAUAUUCUCUCCUAUCACAAAAGGAGUCAUCAGCGUCUCUCUCCUGGAUUAUAUCUGGGUUACCUAAAGCUGUGUAGCUCUGUGGACCAGAUCAAAGUUCUUGUUACCCAAAAGCUGCCUAACAUUCUCUGUCAUGUGAAGAUCCGUGAAAACUAUAACAUUUCCAAAGAGGAGUGGGAAUGGGUCCAAAUGCUUUCUGGCUCUGAAUCUAUGGAAAGUGUGGAUCAUACUUCUGACUGCCCCAUGCAAUUGUUCUACGAGCUCCAGAUGGCAGUGAAAGCUCUCCUUAAGCAGAUCAAUAUACCUCUACAUCAGGCAAGGCACUUCCGCCUCUACACACAGGAGGUGUUGGAAAUGGGUCACAAUGUCUCCUUUCUUCUCCUGCUCCCUGCCUCAGACGACGUCUGCACAGCCCCAGGACAGAAUAAUCCUUACACCCCACACUCAGGGUUUCUUAACCUCCCUCUUCAGAUGUUUGAACUUGUUCAUUUUUGCAGCUACAGGGAGAAAUUUAUUAGUCUGUAUUGCCGCCUUUCUGCUGUUGUGGAGCUGGAUUCUCUGAAUACCCAACAGUCCCUGAGGGAAGCAAUCUCAGACAACGAAGUUGCAGCUGCCAAACAAAGACACCAGCAAGUUUUAGAUUUCAUUCAGCAAAUAGAUGAAGUUUGGCGUGAAAUGAGGUGGAUCAUGGAUGCUCUACAUUAUGCAAGAUACAAGCAACCAGUUUCUGGCUUAUCCAUAACUAAGCUGAUAGAUCCUUUCAAUGAGCAGAACCUGAAGAAGAUCAAUUCUACAUCAUCACAUAUAGACUGUCUUCCAUCACCAUCACCAUCCCCAGAGAUGCAGAGAAGAAAGGCAGUGAGUGAUUCACAGCCCUGCUCUGACGAAGAAGGAUGCUCAGAAGUCUUCCUGCCCACCGACAGCGACUACGACUCCAGUGACGCCCUGAGCCCCCGAGACCUGGACCUGGUCUACCUGUCAUCGCACGACAUUGCCCAGCAGUCCCGAAACGGACUCAGCGGCAGUGCCCCCGACGUCCUGCAGGUGCACGAUAUGAAGCCUUCUUCGGGGCCAGGCCAAGCCACUGACCACUCAUGCGCCGAGCUUCUGCACAACCUGACCCUCACAGGCCUCCCACCCAAGAACCACGCCAAGAUGGCGCCAGGAGCACGGCCGCCGCUGGGCUUCCUGGGAAAACGGAAGUCGGCCAAGCAGCCGCACUACGGCGGCUUCAGCCGCCAUCACCGCUGGUUGCGCAUGCACAGCGAAACGCAGUCGCUGUCGCUGUCAGAGGGAGUGUACACACAGCACCUGUCUAGGGCCUGCGGCCUACCCCAGGAGCCUGAGGAGGCCGAGCGACUAGGACCUGCCCCCGAGGGGCCACGGGGCCUGGCUCUGGCCCAUGCUGCCAGCCUCCCGGAGGAGCGGAAGAGCAGCCUCAAGGACCCUAGGCCUGCGGUGCACCACAUCUACGUGGAGGACUACCGUGCAGCCCUGGUGGACACCAAACCCUGGGCUGCCUUGAGCCCUGCCGUUGUAGGCCCCUCAGGCCUGCCCAGUGCUGCUGGCCCGGAGUUGAGCCCAGAGGACCCUACCAUCUCCCCUGUGUCAGAGAUACUCAGCAGCAUGCUUUAG